Messenger RNA from Symbiodinium natans, 1581 nucleotides. NCBI's taxonomy places the organism in Eukaryota, Dinophyceae, Suessiales, Symbiodiniaceae. The record is from the annotation of a GenBank genome assembly.
AUGUUAAGUGUCUUGUUUGGUUGCGCUUCACGUAAGCAAAGCUGUCUACUUGUCGGAACCGUGGCGGAGAGUCCCACCGACAGUCAGAGAGAACUUUUCAGACCCUCAGCAGCCCAGAUUCCUGCGUCGUGCCCCAUGUCAAUUAGCCUGAUGCGCUGCGUCAUCGGCCUCCUUCUGGGCACUGCCGCGGGAACCCCAACCGAGGAGUGUCAGCAGGAGGCAAGCCAGCUUUUGCAAAGGACUGUUUCCAAGACCAUGUUGGAGCGACGGAUGGGAGAUUCGGAUGCGGCACAUGCUGUGACGAAUGCUGUGACGGUUGAGCAGGUCUUGGAUUACUUCUUCGCGGAUGUGAACCUGCUUGGUUCUCGAAUCCCGGCGGCUAUCAAGCAAGACAACACCUGGGCCGAGUGCACACAAGUGGAUUGGACGGAGCAUUCUGGACAAGGAGUCAAGGAAGUCAUAAAGGCCAUGGAGGAGGAGCUUGGUGUGGAUGCUUUCUGUGCGGAGAACCCGAAGGAUGACACUUGCAAAGCUAUCAAUGCAGCCAUCCGGACUUCAUGGGAACUGGUGCACCGUUACGAGCUGGCGCCGAAGUUCACCAGUGUGGCCGUGACCGACUGGGGCGAGUAUCCUUCCUGGGUGGCUGGCUCCGUCGGAGAUGUGGAUCGUGAGGUGGAGCCGCCCCAGGCUGAAGUGCUGGACGGCAAGGGCCUGGUGGGCUACAGCAUGUGCUCCAUCUUGCGCACCGUCCUCACAGGCAGCCCCAAUCAACUGGGUAGUGGCACUUGCGGUUGGGUCGCCAGCCUUGGGGCUCUGAGCUGGGCAGCUCCGGCCCAAGCCAUCAAGAUGGGCGUGCGCCUCUUCUGGACAGGUCGGAUUCUGGAACGACUCGAGCCUUGCCCGAACAUCUACACCCUGCAGCCCGGACUGGUGGAACUCGAAAGGAACGGCGACCCAACAGCACCCGGAUGCUUUCAGCAAUGUGAUCCGCAGGACUACACACCCCGCCUCUCUGCUGGGCUCACCGGCAUGUGGACCUAUGCUACGAUGAGUCACCUCAAGGAGUUCUUGGAAGACUGCCCUGAGCCAUCGGCUAUCAACGUCAUGUACUCUGGCAUCAAGGAAAAGGACCCGGAGACCUUCGAGCGGUGGGACAAAAUCGAGGGCCAGAGCGAUGAGGUUACGAUGGCCAUGUGCAGAUCCCUCAUCAGCGAGAAGUGCAGGACGGAAGAGCUCAGCAGCACGGCCAGCCGUGCAGCUGCCCUCCAGGAGGCUUGCGACAUCGUCAGUUCAAACGGGGUUGCACUCUUGUCAGUGGAUGCCGAUCCAUUACAAAAAGCGUCCGAGAGUGCCUCCCAACCGGGCAUUAACAACAGCGGAGAAAUCUUCACUGGCCCUGUUGGUGCGGAGGCGAACCACGUGGUAUACCUCCAAGCAUGCGAGGACGACCGGGAUUCCUAUGCUCUUUGGACCUGGGGCGGCGUAAAGUAUGUGACCAAGGAGAACCUCGUCGGUGACACCGAGAAUCACACCUUCUUCCAGGCCUUCGUAGCGGAUGAAGUGCAGAUCUUUGACGACUGA